This is a messenger RNA of Pezoporus flaviventris, 1777 nucleotides long. RefSeq names its product SAM pointed domain containing ETS transcription factor (gene SPDEF). Gene Ontology annotation, biological process: regulation of transcription by RNA polymerase II; cell differentiation. NCBI's taxonomy places the organism in Eukaryota, Metazoa, Chordata, Aves, Psittaciformes, Psittacidae. The record is from RefSeq and is a predicted model, not a curated record. Gene Ontology annotation, cellular component: nucleus. The coding region runs from base 477 to 1493 and encodes 338 amino acids. Gene Ontology annotation, molecular function: sequence-specific DNA binding; DNA-binding transcription factor activity, RNA polymerase II-specific. The transcript has 6 exons.
UUUACCCCACUCCCCUCCUUGGGCCCAUUUGGGUCUGAGCCCAGUGCCUUGAUGCACUCGUUAAGGGUUAACCCUGGCUUAGGCUAUUCAAAUACCAGCACCCAGCUUGUUUGUUCAGGUAAAUAAGGAAGGAAUUGGAUAUAAUGGGCAAAGGAGGCAUUUCCUGAGCUGAGCACCUUGUAUUCAUUGCCGGCUUCCCCUCGCAUGCUUUGGCUGGCUUCACCCACCCACCACCCUCAGAGCCGCCUGGGGUGCCCUGUCCUCAUCCAUAUGCCCUGUCCCCAUCCUGCAGUGGGGCUACAGGGACGGCACUGAGCAGGGCCGGGUGCUGCUGGCCGCCCUCCCUGCCGGUGCUGGGGCACCCUGCCUUGGGCCAUGCGUGCGGAGCACCACAGGGAUGGCUCUUCCCCCCCUGCGCUGGGACCUCUGCGGUUUCUGAGCCUCAAGCAGGGUCGGAGCCGGUGCUGAGCUCAGCAAUGGGCAGCGCCAGCCCCACGCUGAGCGCUCUGCCCCCCGGCCGCCUCGCCUGGCUGGACACUGCCCCACGGGACCCCCAUAACCAGAGCUGGGGCUGCCCGAGCCCCCCCUCAGCCCCUCAACAGCCCCUGCCCGCUGUGUGCCUGCACUACUUCGACGUGGUUUACUCCGAGGACGUUGCCUGGACCACCGAGGACGUUGCCUGGACCACCAAGGACCUGGGGGAGCCAUCCCAAAGCGGUGCCCAAGGUGGGCAAGGGGAGGCACAGAAGGAACCGGAGCAAUGUCCCAUCAUUGACAGCCAGGGCUUGGGGCUGGGGGCCGAGGGGGACCUGCAGGCCAGCCUGCCCCUGGAGGAGCACUCACUGGAGCAGGUACAGAGCAUGGUGGUGGGCGAAGUGCUGAAGGACAUCGAGACGGCCUGCAAGCUGCUCAACAUCGCUGCAGACCCCGUGGACUGGAGCCCCGGCAACGUGCAGAAGUGGAUCCUAUGGACGGAGCACCAGUACCGGCUGCCGCAGAUGGGGAAGUCCUUCGAGGAGCUGUCGGGAAAGGACCUGUGUGACAUGUCCGAGGAGCAGUUCUGCCAGCGCUCCCCUGCCUGUGGGGACAUCCUGCAUGCACACCUCGACAUCUGGAAGUCCGCUGCCUGUAUGAAGGAAAAAGCCAGCCCGGAAGAUGGGAGAUACUGUGUAGGAGGUGAUGCUGCCCAGGCAGACAGCGAGGUGGACUCAUCCUGCACUGGCCAACCCAUCCACCUCUGGCAGUUCCUCAAAGAGCUGCUGCUGAAACCCCACAACUACGGCCGCUUCAUCCGCUGGCUCAACAAGGAGAAGGGCAUCUUCAAGAUCGAGGACUCGGCACAAGUGGCGCGCCUGUGGGGCAUCCGCAAGAACCGCCCGGCCAUGAACUACGACAAACUGAGCCGCUCCAUCCGGCAGUAUUACAAGAAAGGCAUCAUCCGGAAGCCAAACAUCUCCCAGCGCCUGGUCUACCAGUUCGUGCACCCGGUCUGAGGGGAGGCACCCGCGCCCCGGCAGGGACAGGGCACCCUCGCUGCCUUCCCCUGCCUCCCAGCCACAGAAACCAUCUGCCAGCGCCAAGGACCGGGGUGCUGAGGGGCUCCAUCCCACUGCCAAUGGACCGCGGGACUCCUGUCAGCACCCAGCCUUGGAGAGGAGGGAUAAGCCCCCGGCUAAGGGAUAAGCACCAGUGUGGGGUUGAUGGGGGGGAGAUAAAGGCAGAUUAAAUCUGUGCCUGUCAUGGGGCUCCCCACAACCUUGGUGCUCUUUGCCAGGGA